This is a messenger RNA of Xenopus laevis (African clawed frog), 7399 nucleotides long. RefSeq names its product midline 2 L homeolog (gene mid2.L). Gene Ontology annotation, molecular function: zinc ion binding; microtubule binding. Bases 1514 to 3577 code for a protein of 687 amino acids. NCBI's taxonomy places the organism in Eukaryota, Metazoa, Chordata, Amphibia, Anura, Pipidae. Gene Ontology annotation, biological process: protein localization to microtubule. The record is from RefSeq and is a predicted model, not a curated record. The transcript is spliced from 12 exons. Gene Ontology annotation, cellular component: microtubule; cytoskeleton; cytoplasm.
GUACACCUUUAACAUAAAUAAAAAAGCAGUUGGAUAUUCUGGUCCAAUAAAGAAAACUACAUAUGCCUAUGUGAUUACAAUCCAUGGACAGACUGUAGAAGCAGGUACUGAUAAUGGGACCUGUUAUUCAAAAAUCUCAAUACCUAGGGUUAUCUGGAUAAGUGGACUUUCUGUAAUUUGAAACUCCAUACCUUAAGUCUAAAUGAAUUGCUAAUUAGCCAUACAGGCUGUGAAUUCAAUAUGUGGCUGGUAUUAAAGAGGUGAAGAGACAACACCCCAAAACAGAUAAAAAAUAAUACUUUAUUAUAUAAAUUAAAAAAAACAAUAUAAUAAUAUUUGUGCUGCAAUGCCUUUUUCGAAAUACAUUACUAGACAUAACAAGGAGAAUGUGAGUGUAGUUACUACACUUUAUCUUAUCCAAAAAGUCAGAAAAGCAAAGCAGUGCUGCACUUUUAAUAUAUGCUGCUACCCAGCAUUCCCUGCGCUAUCCCUCCUACAACGUGCUCCCUGUUAUUGCUUUUCCACCAAAGGAAAGUUGGCUGCACUGUGGCGCUGCUACCAGCAGAGGGAGCCUUCUCCCCUUCUAAGGGAACCCGUGAACGUGUGACUUCCGAACGUGCCAGGGAGUGGGAGUGAAGAUGGAUCGAUCCUGGAAGUAACUGCACUGCCUGUUACUCCCUCCCUCUCAGAGAUAGCGACGUGAGAGUGUCUGGCGCUCUGAGCACUGGAUCCUGCUCUCCUUCCUCUUGGCAUAGACACACAGGCAAGUGACAGCCUGCCCUUUACUUGGGAGAGACUUGAUCCCUUCCUGGAUUUUUGGGGGAAAUUGCCAGGGAUGUCUGGGCAGCCUGGCAUAGCACACUGGAUCUGUCCGUCUGUGUGUAUUGCACCCUGGGUCCCUUGCCCUGCUCUGCAUAAUCAUUACUGUGGAUUUUGCUAUUAUUAGAGCCUGGCACAGUGCAUUGGUCCCAUGCUGGCAGCUUUUGGGCUAUGCAUGUACUCAGCAAUAACUGUGUGCUGCCUGCCAGUCACUUUGCACCCCCUGAUUGCUCCACACUGUUGGCUCUAGCCCAUCAGCACUGGGACAGGCAUAUGGGCACUAGCCCUGGGCACGGAGGUGACAGCUCAGUGCCUGCUCCGACUCAGUAGCUCUGGAUUUGUGCAAAGCCCUGUCUGAUACCCCCUGGACAGCCAAGCCAGCACCUCUCUCCCUGUGAAUCUCAUUGCGCCCAUCACUGCUUCUUCUGCGACUGACUGCACCUUGCUCUCGCUCUCCACUGAAGAUGGGCAGCUGUCGGGAAAGUUACGGAACCAAGAUGAUGGGAUCAAGUGUAAAACCAGUGAUUUCCGCUUUUCAGCAAGUUGACCCACUAUUGGGUACCAGCUUGGACACUGUACGAUGCAUUCACUGUACGACGCUACAUCUUGAAAGAAAUCCUUGAACGUCUAUUUAAAAUGCCUUAGGUGAAUGACACAGCCCUGCCUCAUUCUAAACCAAAUGUUUUAACUAAAAAUGGAAACACUGGAGUCAGAACUGACCUGUCCAAUCUGCCUGGAGUUAUUUGAGGACCCGCUGCUUCUCCCUUGUGCCCAUAGCUUGUGCUUCAGCUGCGCCCAUCGUAUCCUCACUUCCGGAUGUGCUUCCAACGAAAUAGCUGAGCCAGUGCCAGCUUUUCAGUGUCCCACUUGCAGAUAUGUCAUAUCUUUAAAUCACCGCGGUCUGGAGGGUUUAAAGCGCAACGUUACCUUGCAGAACAUUAUUGAUCGCUUUCAGAAAGCUUCCUUAAGUGUUCCCAACUCUCCCAGUGAAGAUCACAGGGAAAAAAUCUAUAGGAGUGUCCCCAUUAUGGCCUCCGAAAGGAUUUCUUGCCAGUUCUGUGAGACCGAGCCGCCACGGGAUGCCGUGAAAACAUGUAUCACCUGUGAGGUGUCCUACUGUGAUCGCUGUCUGAGGGCCACUCACCCCAAUAAAAAGCCCUUCACUAGCCACAGACUGGUGGAACCAAUUCCAGACGGUCAUUUCCGUGGCCUGGCUUGUCUAGAGCACGAGAAUGAAAAAGUCAACAUGUACUGUACGACAGACGAUCAGCUCAUCUGUGCCUUAUGCAAACUGGUUGGUAGGCACAGGGAGCACCAGGUGGCUUCUUUAACUGACAGAUAUGAAAAACUCAAGCAAACUUUGGAAUCCAAUUUUUCCAUCUUGGUCAAGCACAGCAGUGAACUCGAAAGCCAGAUGACAAAACUUAUUCAGAUUUGCCAGCAGGUCGAGGUAAAUACCAGCAUGCAUGAAGCAAAACUGAAUGAAGAAUGUGAUGAGCUAAUGGAUAUCAUUCAGAGAAGAAAGCAAAUGAUAGCCGUGAAAAUCAAAGAGACAAAAGUCAUGAAGUUAAGAAAACUUGCUCAACAAAUUGCCAAUUGCCGUCAACGGCUGGAACGUUCAACAGUGUUAAUCAACCAAACAGACCAUAUACUCAAGGAGAGCGACCAUGCAAGGUUUCUGCAGGGAGCGAAAACUGUAGCAGAGAGAAUCUCCAUGACAACAACCUCCUCUCAAAUUCCAAUGCAUGAUGUCAACUUAAACGACGCCUUUGAGAAUUUUGCUUUGGAUUUCUCCAGAGAGAAGAAAUUGCUUGAAGGUCUUGACUAUGUAACUGCUCCCAACCCUCCAUCUAUCAGAGAGGAGCUGUGCACUGCAUCCCAUGACACCAUAACAGUCCACUGGAUGUCGGAUGAUGAAUUCAGUGUGGGCUCCUAUGAGCUUCAAUACACCAUUUAUACUGGACAAGCCAACUUCAUCAGUCUGUACAGUUCAAUGGACAGUUGGAUGAUUGUACCUAACAUCAAGCAGAACCAUUACACUGUACAUGGGCUCCAGAGCGGCACACGGUACAUUUUCCUGGUCAAAGCCAUUAACCAGGCUGGCAGCAGGCACAGUGAUCCUGCAAGACUGAAGACUAACAGCCAGCCCUUUAAGCUUGAUCCUAAAUAUGCUCACAAGAAGCUGAAAAUAUCCAAUGACGGAAUGCAGAUGGAAAAGGAGGAGAGUUCUCUGAAGAAGAGCCACACGCCUGAAAGGUUCAGCGGAACUGGUUGUUACGGAGCCACAGGGAACAUCUUCAUUGACAGCGGGUGCCACUACUGGGAGGUGGCUGUAGGAAAUUCCACUUGGUAUGCCAUAGGAAUCGCAUAUAAAUCCGCUCCAAGGAAUGAGUGGGUUGGGAAGAAUACCUCCUCAUGGGUCUUCUCUCGAUGCAACAAUAAUUUUCUUGUAAGACACAAUAACAAAGAAGCUCUUCUGGAUGUCAAUCCUCAGUUGAAACGCUUAGGUGUUCUCCUAGACUAUGACAAUAAUACAUUUUCCUUCUAUGAUCCAGCCAAUUCCCUCCACCUGCACACCUUCCAGAUCUCCUUUAUCCUCCCUGUAUGCCCAACCUUCACUAUAUGGAACAAGUCCAUGUUAAUACUCUCAGGACUCCCUGCUCCAGAUUUUAUGGACUCAUUUUUUUCUCAGCCGCAAGAAAGUAUAUCUAGACCACAGGAGUCUCCCUAUGUUUCUGGGCUUAAGGGUUGCCAGUAAACAGUGUUUUUUCAUCCUCAAGGAUCAAUUCCACAUGGCUUAUUCAGCAAAUGACUUGGAUGGGAAAUCUUUACACCAGAACAAAAAUCUGUAGGGUGUCAGUACAAAUACUUGUACAUUCUUCUGGACCAUUGAAGAUCAGCCAGUAGCUCUGUAUAUUUUCUUAAUAUAAAAUUACAAACAGAAAGCAAAAAAGAUACAAUAGAACUCUUCCAGGUACUAUGUAUAUUAUUUCUGUACAGGUUUAGACCAAUGCUUUAAGUACAGUUUGUGGUUUCAUUCCAUAGAGCAACUGAAGGUCUUUAUGAAUCACAUGUUGUUGGGCAUUUUAAAGGUGAAGCUAACCUUUACUAAAGCUUUACUGUGUUAGAGAGAGGCCUGUUCUAAGCAAGUUCUCAGUUGGUCUCCAUGUUUUCAUUUCUUCCCAACUGUUGCGUGGAUGUUGAGCAAAUAAUCUAUAGCAACCAGAUAGCUGUUAAAAACAGAUUCACAACAAAAAGUAGAUAGUUCCCAGAUAGAUAGAUAGAUAGAUAGAUAGAUAGAUAGAUAGAUAGAUAGAUAGAAGACCUAUUGCAGAUUGUCUUAGAUUAAAGUGUGUGUAUCAUACUAUAAGUUUAUUUUAAGGCAAACAACCCCUUUUGCAUUGCAGCUAAAGCUUUGUUGCUAAAUGCCAUAAUUUUUAGCCAACUUCCUAGUUCAUGCAAGGUCUUCCAACAUCCAAAGAUGUUCUAAGAUGUAGCCCAAGAUGUAUGAAAAUGUCACUGUGAAAUGUGUGCACCUACAGUAUGUCUUUCAGAGCUGACCUGAGCAUAAAUGCUUGAUUGGACCCAACCGCUGACUUUGGUUCCAAACUUGAGGUCGGCUCUCCUAUACGAGUAAACAUUUAAUGGCACCAUAUAAAUUGUAUGUUUAUGGACAGCACAUGAAAUUCUUUUUCUAUAAAAGAUCUUUAAUUAGACACACAUAAGCUCAGGCCAUGGAUUCUGGAUUUGGUGCAAUGAUUAAAAUAUAAUAUGGUGAACCUGCCUCAGUGGGUGGUUAGGAUGUCACAAGCCCAUCCAAAGAGUGAGUAAUGGUGAGGUCCAUGCUCAGUGCUUGCUAUUGUCCGGCACAAACAUAGGGACUCUGUAGGGCUUCCAUGAAAGUGUCUUCAAACAGACUUGCCUAUCUGACUGCAUGCAUAAAGGGACACUACAGGGCAAAGAUACUUUCAGACUCAGUGUAUGAGCUUCUUGUCUGCUCGCAGCAACCAUGGAGAGCAGUAUCUGCUAAUAAAUACAGGUAAUCCUAACUUAUCCCCAAAAAAGAAAAAAAAACGAACCCCUCAAUAGUAAAAGCAGAUACUAACAUACAGUAUCUAGAACAGGCAGGUCUGCUUUUAGAUCAGGGUGGUAGUGGUGAGAAUUAAUAUGGUGGCUCCAUCCAUUGCUGUUUUUUUCUAGCUAUGGAGGAGAGCCCAUUCCUUAUUGCACUGGAGUCUAAGGGCUUGUUAACAGGGCAAGGUUUCACAGUCUCAUCGUCGGCCGAUUCACGCAUGCACGCCUCCCCCCGAGGCAGCAUGGUCUUAUUGCCGGCCACUUAUCACACGCAACCUCCCGCAUGCUCUCAAGCAUCGGAGCACUGGGGUGCUUUGACCCCCCAGUGCUCCUUAGGAUGCGGCUCAACAGCAUGCUGCCCCUAAAAUUUUGCCUCCAUUGCCAAGGCCUUUGUGACCACUCCACAAAUCCGGGCCUGCUUGUUAAUAAGCAUUGGGAAAAAAACCCAUCAUUCUUUUUUUCUGAAACCAGCAGCAGUAUUCUAUUGCAGCCUAUGGAAAUGUACUACAAGUAGCAAAUCUGUUAAGUCAGGGUGGGCUCCAAAAUAUCUAAUAUUAAUUAAGGCAGUGCUUUAGUACUCUGUCAUAGUAAAAUGUGCAGUUCAGGUCCACGUCUAUUUCCAUAGCUGCAUAAGAAUGUGAUCAGUCUAUAAGUGGCCAAACAUAGUCCAGAUUUAUUACAGUGUUUUACACUCAGCAUACAAUAUCUCUGCUUCCAAAGCCAACCCACCUGGAGGAGAACAAACCAGGCACAUGUUACACAUACCUCACUUCAUGGCGUAGCAUCCAGCAAAGGCUUAACCUCUCAUAUCUGGGAAAAAUGUGCUUAACCCUAUCAGUAAAUUUCAGAGCACUUGCCUCCAUGUGAUACAUUCACCUUUAUGAUCUGUUUGGAUAGAUCAGACUGCACAACACAGAAUAUUUAAAGGCCAGAGAGAGAGAAUGCACGCUUUAAGUGUUGUUCUGCUAAAUUCUAAUUGUGUUGUUGUACCUCUUCAGCGAGAGUGGCGUGUGUUCCAUCUUCUGCUCACUUAAGAGAUAGGAAGCAUAGACUAGAGGCAUGACUGGGAAAUAAAUAGGCUUUCGGAGGAUAGAAUCCAAAACACUUUUUUUUUUAUAGAGUGGUCCCAGCAAAGCGCAUAGUUAUUAAUAUCAUGGCUUGGAAAUGAUCUGCAGUGGUCUAUUUUAAAUGACAGCUGGGUAACCAGGAGAGAUGGAGAUUUGCAAAAGACUCUUAAUUCAUAUGAAAUGUAGUAUUUCAGCAAAACAACGAGCACUCUAAUAUCAACCGGUAGUGAUGUGCGGGUCGGGAAAAACUCCACCCACACCUGACUUCCCCCUUCCAUUUAUAGACUCCCCGCCGAUGACUUCACAAAAAGGGAGGGGUAGGCGCAAGCCUAUAAAUCAGGAAGUGGGAAGCCGGCAGUCUAAGAACGUCCGCAGGAGGACCCACAAAAGGAGCAGCGAGGUCGCCCAAACCUGCCUGACCUGUGGGUAAACCCAUGGGUAUCGGGCUGGCAUGCACAUCACUACCAGCCAGUAACAGGAGUGCCAACAGUUAACCCUCCCAUAGUACUAAGCAAUUGGGUAGCUGAAUGUGGCUAAUGGGAGGUUGAUACUAGAGAGGAUAAUGCCGGGACCUAAAACAUUAGUGGAACCCAGAGAGAUGUCAUAGGUCAGUUCACCUUUAAGAUAACUUUUAGUAUGUAAGAGAAUGGCCACUUCUAAGCAACUUUUCACUUGGUCUCCAUUAUUUAUUCUAUAUAGUUUUUAAUGACUUGCCUUCUUCUUCUGACUUUUGGCUACAAAUAAUACCCCAACCCCCCUCCCCGGUGUGUACUUUUUUUCUUCAAGAUGCAACACGAUUGGGGCCAGUAGAGGAGGUCAGGGAGCAGCAUGGAGAGUGGGUCUGGGUCGGCAGGGCUCACUGGGUUUUUUCUCUGUGUCCCGCUGGCACAGUCCAACCCUGUCUACCCAGCUAAAGUAAACCCAGUCUGAUCAUCUUAGAUCUAAAUCAAACCAAACUGAAACAGGACAGAUGGUCAAGCGUUAGAUACAAUUCUAAAUAAAAUAAUACUUGCAAAUGGCCUGUUUUCUUGGAAACCUUUAUUAGGAUUUGUAUUUAAAAUAAUCUGUUACACAUCCUAUGUCUGCCAUGAAGUUAAAUGCAUAUAUUAGUCUUUUAAAAGCCAGAUGUUUACAGUGGGUAAAUAUUGCCCUUGCAGAGACCUCUAGAAGACAUGGGAAAGGAGCUUUUCACAUAAAUGGGGUUCUGAAUAUCGGGAUGUGUUCACAAUAUAUGCUUAUAUUAAUAUAUAUAUACAUAUGGCUGUAUGAUAUAUUUAUGGGUUGAAAAUAUUUAACAGUAAUAGUAUUAAAUACAUUUUAUGUCCAUAAGAAUAUGGCAAAUACAGCAAAGGAUUUUCAUGUAUAAUGUAAUAUAAGAUUUGACAGAUGCAAAGAGAUGGAGAGAUUUAUAUAAAUAAAAUCUGUGCAUUGGGCUGGAA